GCUGCUACGACGCGGACCGGAGUAACACGUGCCUGGUUGUGCAACAGUGUGCAAAUCUGAUGAAAAUAUUUCGUGGGAAAAGUUCUGCACUCUUGGUCCGACAUCUUAGUCCUUGCGUCAUGUUCUGCGGAAGCAUUAGUUGGUUCAUCUGCAUUUUUGUGGCCGUAGUCAUAACUGUAAAUUGCAGUGACUCAGAUUCCAUUACAGGACCCGAUCUGGAAGUCAAUGUUUUACGCUUAAGAUCUGAAAACCCAGGACAGUCUGCAGUGGUACCAGAAACAGAGGGUAAGGAGACCACAGGUGUGGGUCUGAGCGCCCUGCUGGACGCCGGGGAGGACGCCGUGGUGACCCUGGUGGCCGGCGACACGCGUCUCGCAGCGCACAGGGCCGUCCUGGCUUCCAGGAGCCCCGUGUUCCAAGCCAUGUUCCGGCAGGACCCGCUGGAGGCCAGCAGCGGUCAGGUCGCAGUCCAGGACGUGGAGGGCCCGGUGCUGCGCCAGCUGCUGGCCUACCUGUAUACACUCCAGGCCCCCCGGCUGCCCGGCAUGUCUGCACAGCUGCUGGCCGCAGCUGAUAAGUACGGCGUGUCGGCCCUGAAGGCGGAGUGCGAGCUGCAGCUGGCCGCACAGCUGUCCGUCGAGACAGCGGCGGCCACGGCUGCUCUCGCGGUCAGGCACUCCUCUGACAGCCUCAAGCAGGCGGCCAUUAAAUUCAUAAGGGCUCACUUGGUGCAGGUGAUUUUCACACGGGGCUGGGCUGACGCAGUGCGCUCCCAGCCUCAAGACAUGGCUGAUGUGUAUCGCCUGCUCUUGGAGACGCCAAUGGAAACCAGAUAUGCUGACGCUCACCGAGAAGCCAACACUGGCACCCCACUGCAGACGCCGAGUAACACCACUGCACAACGUCAAAGACCGCCAGCAACUGCAGACGGCAGGGCCACCGCCGCUACUGAGCUGCUCAGCAACCGUGGCUGGACUUCGGUCACAGCUGCACCACCCACGACUCUGCACUCCACACUCUGGCCUGAUGGCAGCACCGCCUCUACUCUGCACACACCAGCCACUACAGACAGCUCAGUCGCCCCCACCACUAAGCUGGAGAGCAACCAUGGUGACCACAGCCGGACUUCCGCCUCAGCUACCACGCCCACAGCUGCCAGCCCGACUCCCUCAACCGAUAGCGCCGCCAUCACUCUGCUGAGGAGUAUUUCUGGAGAGGAGAAGGGCCGGAGGCUGAUACACGCAGCUAAGGAAGGGGCAGUGGAGGAGCUGCAGGCCCUGCUUAAGGCUGGAGCAGACGUGGAGGCGAUGGAUGGGAACAUGGAGACCGCCUUGCACUGGGCAGCGAAGCAGGGCCACGUGGAGGUAGCGAGGCGUCUGUUGGAGGCCGGGGCAGAAGUGGAAGCCAGGAACGAUAGGAAGAGCACGCCGCUGCAACUGGCUGCAGAGAGAGGCCACGCAGCUAUGGUGCAGUUACUCAUAGCGUCUAAUGCCGACGUCAAUGCCAAGAAUCAGUAUGAGAGUACAGCAAUGCACUAUGCGGCAGAGCACGGCCAUGCAGAAAUUGUGAAUACGUUGCUGGAGGCAAGGGGAGAAGUGGAUGCCAGGAAUGGGAAGCAGAGCACAGCUCUGCACAUUUCUGCAUGGAAAGGCCACACAGCUGUGGUGCGGCUGCUGUUGGCGUCUAAAGCCAACCCCAAUGCCGUGAAUAAAUUUGGGAUGACGCCGCUGCACUAUGCGGCCCAGCAGGGCCACAGUGAGGUGGCGACACUGCUGCUCGAGGCAGGGGCUAACAGGGAGGCCAGAGAUAAUGAUGGGAACACAUCACUAGACCUCGCAAGGCUGAAAAAACUCCAGAAGUUGAUAGAUAUGCUACGAUGAAGCUAGAAGUCCGUCAGAUAUGUCUAGACCAAAACCAGAUGAGUUUCAUCAAGUGAAUUUUGGUUCUUUUUAAAACAAAGAAUAUAAAAAGAUAAUCUGACAGUUGUUCUUUGUACACAAAUUAAUAUAGUGCUUACAUCUAA
This is a messenger RNA of Schistocerca americana (American grasshopper), 2023 nucleotides long. Its product is annotated as ankyrin repeat and KH domain-containing protein 1-like. The transcript is spliced from 8 exons. The coding region runs from base 60 to 1880 and encodes 606 amino acids. Lineage: Eukaryota; Metazoa; Arthropoda; Insecta; Orthoptera; Acrididae. The record is from RefSeq and is a predicted model, not a curated record. Gene Ontology annotation, molecular function: protein binding.